This is a messenger RNA of Chiloscyllium plagiosum (whitespotted bambooshark), 3656 nucleotides long. The record is from RefSeq and is a predicted model, not a curated record. Lineage: Eukaryota; Metazoa; Chordata; Chondrichthyes; Orectolobiformes; Hemiscylliidae.
ACAGUAGUAACCUGUGUGUGUUAGAGAGUUGAAGAGAAUGGCCAGAACCAAGCAGACAGCGCGCAAAUCCACCGGAGGGAAAGCUCCCCGCAAGCAGCUGGCGACCAAAGCGGCCCGCAAGAGCGCUCCGGCCACGGGCGGAGUGAAGAAGCCUCAUCGCUACAGGCCCGGCACGGUGGCUCUGCGGGAGAUCCGCCGCUACCAGAAAUCCACCGAGCUGCUGAUCCGCAAACUGCCCUUCCAGCGCCUGGUGCGAGAGAUCGCUCAGGACUUCAAGACCGACCUGCGCUUCCAGAGCUCGGCGGUGAUGGCCCUGCAGGAGGCCAGCGAGGCUUACCUGGUGGGACUGUUUGAGGACACCAACCUGUGCGCCAUCCACGCCAAGCGGGUCACCAUCAUGCCCAAAGACAUCCAGCUGGCCCGCCGGAUCCGCGGGGAGCGCGCCUAAACGGAGCUUGGCUGGCCCUGCACAUUCACCCCGAGACAGACAGACAGAGAGAGAGAGAAAGAAACACAACGGCUCUUUUCAGAGCCACCAGACCAUCGAGAGAGAGCGGGAAGCGAUUAGUUACAUUUAUAUUGUAGUUAUAAAACUAGGAAAUAAAUAGGGAAUGAGUUGUAAGCGAUGUUGACAUGAGCAGGUAUUCCAUUUCUAAUGAAAUCUCCCGUGUUCACAAUUUAUUAUGGCAGAUUGUGGAAUAUAAUUUUAACGUGACAUUGUGGUAGUGGAUUAUAAAUUCCCGCGAAUUCUCUGUCUCGGUGUUCAUAUAUUUUGCCGUUUUAGGGAUGGGAAAGAUUUGAUACCAAGAGAUCGAACUCUUACUUGCGGACAUUGGUAUCGUAAUUUGCGAAGUGCACAGGGCCUGAGUAAAACAUUGAUGGGGAGUCAGUUAAACAACAAGGUAACAGCGCCAGUCAAGCGAUCGCAGACGCUGGAACAUGGCUUUGAAUGAUAUUAAAGGGGGACGGGUGUGACGUCAGUAAUGCAUUACAGGGGAGUUAGUUGAAGACACAGAUUAGAAUAUACAAUGCUGUGAAUGUUAUGUAACUUUCACAUGCUUCAUUAGAGUUGUGCAGUAUUAAUACGGGAUUAAAUCCUCUCUGUCCUCACUGUCUUCCUUGGUGUUGUUACCAGCUGUAACUACAUGAUCAUUGCUGCGAAAGCAGGCGGGAAAACAUGGCGCCAAAUCAUCAACCGUUUUCUUUCAAAUUUGAAAAUCCUGCCGAAAUGUAGAUCCGAGAAGGGAGCAUUCGUAUUUAGUCAUUACUCGAAAGAAAAAUUGCAAAUGAAUGAGGCUAGAAGCUAUUUGAACCAUUCGAGAUUGUCUCCGGAGAGAGUGAGUACCAUCAUUCAAUCUGUGAGGAUUUCAUGAAUGUUCUUCGGCGUGAGCGCAUUAACAACGAACACCGCCUUUAGGUUUUAUUUUAAUACCGUGCUCCCUUAUUGCAAAAGCUCCACAUUAACAAUUCCAGUCCGGCAACUGUUCUGGCUUGAUCUCUGUUCAUUUUGACAAGCUUCUCACCGAUAGCAGAAAGCCUCAUUUAUACUAUUCUGCAACACAACAGAACCCGCACGGAGUUUUGGAAAUGAAAAAAAAAUGUGUAAUUUAUCCACCCGUGGGUCUGUAAGAAAAGGAGCACUUCUUUUGUUUCCCAGUGGUGACACUCAGGGCUCACACCCAACCGGGGCUUGUCGCUCCCGGAAUAAUCAAAUAUUAGAGAGUGACUUGAGCAAAUAGCAGCAAACGGAAAGAAGGCAGAUUCACUGGUGUUUAAUAUGCUCCCGAGAGUCAGCAAGCAAGAGCACAUUCUCUGCUCCCGCUGGCAGCAAGAGCCCAUUCUCUACUCUUGCUGCCAGCGCCAAAUCAUCAACACCUUUCCUUCCAAUUUGAAAAGCCCGCCAUUUCACAAAUAACGGGAUAUGUUUUACAUAGAAAAAUGAAGUAUUAAAAAGAACGUUGUUCAGAGGGGAAUUCAUCAAUACUUGUUAAUUAGGUUGUAAAUAUAUACUUCAGACAAUCUCUCUCGCUCAUUCAUUUGCUUAGAUGCAGCUAUCUCUUUCUACUUUUAUUUCUACACCUGAAGAACUGGCAGAAACAAAAACAAGCGCCAAGAACUGCAAUCUGCAAUUAAUCUCUUCAUUUCACACUUUGAAAGCACUCCGAUAUGUUGAUUAAACAUUACAGACCGUUCUUCCGGCCGAGCUCAUUAAUCGUCUUGAGACAAUAUUUUAAUGUCGCCCAGCGUUUGGAAAGGUCAGACAUCAGCAAAAACUCCACAUUUGCUGUCCCAGUCCUGCAGCUGCUCAGGUUUGAUCUCGGUCCAUUUACUGUAAUCUGAUAUCGGAGAAAACAGCGCCAGAGACCCAGGUUCGAGUCUACGAGGCCUAGAACUAAAGGCAUGGACCGCCAAUCGUGAGGUGUAUCUGCUCCUCGUACUCAAAAGACAGACACGUUUCUUUUUGGUUUGCCUCGGGAGAUAUUCACCGUUCAUAUCCCACCGUGAAUGGUGGCUCCGGAACUGACAUUUGAAGUGCUCAUCCAAAUGCUUUUUAAAGGUUAAGGUUUCUGGCCUCCACUACCUUCGCAUGCGGUGUCUUCCAGAUUUCCACCACUGAAAAGAUUUUCCUGAAAUUCCCUCAAUAUCUUCAUAUCUAACCCUUCACCAUAGCGAGAAUCCUUACGCUUACCAUAUCGUUACCCAAGCACUACUUGUGAUUGCUCGCUCAAACAAGGAAAACAGCUUCUCUCUAUUCACCCUGUCCCACUCAUAAAUCGUUUAUACUUUAUUCACGGGUUCUGGAUUAGUGGUGCUGGAAGAGCACAGCAGUUCAGGCAGCAUCCAAGGAGCAGCGAAAUCGACGUUUCGGGCAAAAGCCCUUCAUCAGGAAAAAAGCGGUUCCCAUUACAGACAUCUCUGCUCUAGAGAAAACAUUCCCUUUUUUGGAAAUUUGUGCUUUAAUCCCAAUCCCCAAUAUUGCACUGGAUUUAUCACCGCUGCUGUCACAGUCAGUUUAAUGUGAAUAAUUUAUUCCUGCAUCCUUAGGCGCAUGCGCAAUGCUGCCCUUCCUCCAAAGCUGGCUGUUCCUAAUUCGAUGAACGCAUUGCUUGAGGCCCUCCCCCAGCGCUGCCAUUGAGGAGCAUUUACUCAGUGAGUGUAAGAGGUUUGUUUGGAACAGACCGCAAUGGAGAGAUCAGCGCCCAGGGAAGCGAGGGAACAGCAGGCUCCUUCCAACAGCACAUCGGGAUGGGAGCCUGGGACACAGAGGGGGCUCCGAGACCGGGAUUGAUUCGGGGCAAAUGAUUUAUGGACCAAGACAAUGUAAUAUUUCCUCAGUACAAAGCCAAGUGUGACCAGCUGCUUCUAACAACCAGCAGGUAUUGGGAGAAGACUAUUUGCAAUGAGGAGACUUAAAACCAGGCAUCACUUCCCAAUCUGACCAAGCUGCCGAGUUUAUUGCCACCUGAAUAUCAUUGGGUUUGAAGUAAAAAAGCACCAUUCACAGUGGGAGAGAAACCGUACGUGUGUUGUACAUGUGGACAAGUCUUCAGCAGAGCACUGCCCGUCACUUCCAUAACUGAAGGAGUUGGAAUUUGCUGUUGAUCACAUCCAGCAUCCAAUUUGAUUCUUUGUAGUCUUUCUCAAUUGAUGGUGUG